UGCUGUGUCACCCGGUAGGUUUGGCAGUCCGUAUUUGAGCUGCCUCGCCUCUCUCUCUCUCUCUCUCUCUCUGCACUUUCUCUCUGCGCUUAUAUGGCUAGCUAGGUAACUAGCUGGGUCAAUGCAGUUUAAAUCUAACUCUGCUUCUAGUUGUAUUAGUCGUAUGUAYGGGGAUACGCGUGGUUAUACAUCGUCCAAUGGAAGUGGUUACUUGCGGUUUCCUUCUCCACAAUGCAACARCAAUAAKAAUUAGUAGUUAAUAAGCGUUGCAUUGGGGAGAGAAAAUAGGCUUGUCGGAGCAUGUCCGUAGCGACAGGCAACGUUACGGUUGUUUCUAACUGAGGGAGAAGUGGCAGGAGAGGGAGGAAGGAUUUUGCCUUCGGACCAGAGGAAUACUACCCAUCUAAACCGAGCUGUGGACUUGUGCUACCUCGAAGGAGAUCAGAGGGCGUUAUAACGCAGGAAUAACAUCACCAUGGGUUUCUACGGCACGUUGAAGCUCAUAUUCUAUAAAGUUCCAUUCCAGACCACGCCCACUACCUUUGGGGACCUGCGAGCAGCCAAUGGGCAUUCAGCYCAGCGGAGACGUGUCACCUCAGGCCCGCCCCCCUCCGGCCUACAGGACUGGCURCACACCUUCCAGGCGUGGAGUGGUCCUGAGCGUCUAUUGGCUCUGGAUGAGUUGAUUGACAGCUGCGAGUCCAAUCAGGUGAAGCACAUGAUGCAGGUUAUUGAGCCUCAGUUCCAACGAGACUUCAUCUCCCUGCUGCCCAAAGAGUUGUCCCUGUAUGUCCUGAUGUUCCUGGAGCCCAGAGAUCUGAUGCUAGCUGCUCAGACCUGUUCCUAUGGAGGAUACUGGCUGAGGGAUAACCUGCUGUGGAGGGAGAAGUGUCGGGAGGAGG
Molecule: messenger RNA, 902 nt
Organism: Salvelinus sp. IW2-2015
Lineage: Eukaryota; Metazoa; Chordata; Actinopteri; Salmoniformes; Salmonidae
Product: F-box/WD repeat-containing protein 7
Molecular function (GO): protein binding
Source: RefSeq, a predicted model, not a curated record